AUGAAUGAUGACAAUGACCUUAUAACCUUUUGGAUGAAUCAAUUCUUGAUAAAAUCCAUGCCAGUUAAAAUUUCUGCUCAUGCUUUGAAUUCAGCACUUGAAACAAAAUAUGGCAAUGUUAUUUUAUUAUAUGAUGGUCCAACGUUAAGACAAGGAGGUCAAGCACCAAAUACUUUAUCAAACGCAAAUAUGCGGAUUUGA
Entrophospora sp. SA101 is the source of this 201-nucleotide messenger RNA. The record is from the annotation of a GenBank genome assembly. NCBI's taxonomy places the organism in Eukaryota, Fungi, Glomeromycota, Glomeromycetes, Entrophosporales, Entrophosporaceae.